Microbotryum saponariae is the source of this 3818-nucleotide messenger RNA. The record is from the annotation of a GenBank genome assembly. NCBI's taxonomy places the organism in Eukaryota, Fungi, Basidiomycota, Microbotryomycetes, Microbotryales, Microbotryaceae.
AUGUUCACUUCGUUCCGGCAAGGAGCUGAUGCGGUCGAACAGUGGGACGGUGAGUUACAACAAUCUAGACUUUGCCUUUGGUCGACGAAUGGAUCGCGUCGAUGCACGCCGUUCGGUCCGCAGCUCGAGCCCUGUCCGUCACCGGUGACUGAUGGUCAGCCUCGGUCCAUCCCCGUCAGAUACGCCCUCCUAUGUCCCGGGGCGCUUUCAUGCCCACGUCUUGCCCUCUCCGACGACGUCCCAUGGAUUCCCGAGCGGUCCUUUGGCCUCGACUUCGACGACCGGAUCGCCCCUCUCUCGCGCACGCUCACCCCCGCCAGCGCUAUCGCCGAUAGCGCAACGUUCCAAGCUGUCCAACUCGAUCCGCGCAGAACCGGACCACUCGACGCGUAAAGGCCGAUUAAUUGCUGCUCUUGCUCCUCGGCCACCGACUCGCUUCGCCUCACCCCCGCCUCCAGCCAGCUCUAUCCCCCCGAAAAGAUUUGCUUCGACGUCCCGGGCUCCACAUCCAAGCUCGGCGCUCGAAUCGGACCCGCUCUUGCCUUCCGCAUCGACCCCAACGGCACGGAGCUCCGCCAGACGGCCCGAUCUACCACCUUCCGAAAGAAGUGAUCCGAAUUUCCUGGGCCGUCCGCGACCCGGUGCCAAGGUGCUAUCACUGCCCGGAACGUCUCCAUCGCGAGGCCGUCUCUUUGAUUCCUCAACACCGGAGCACGACGAGACGUCCUGGCUCUUGCUGCGGCCUAGUCAACGUAGGGUCGAGGCAUGGCUCGAAUACUGGUACAAAAGAUGGGCCGUGCUCGUGCUGUUCCCGAGUCUGAUCGUCUGGAUCUGGUGCGCGAUGCCGUUCCCUGUGAGCGACCCGUACAAGGAGACGCCGCCGUGGAAUCUGCCCUGGCCGGAACAGCCUCCGAUAUCGAACGGUUCUGCGAGCGUUCACAAGCCGUUUGAUUGGACGUUCGGCGGAUGGAUGGGGAGGUCAGCUGGGCAGAGCGUGGGCGUCGGCGGGAUAAUAGAGAUUCAGAGAGAGGAGAGAGCCUCGGUGCGAUUGCACUUUGUCGAGCAGCCUGGUAUUCACAAAGAUGUCGCGACAGAAGAGAGGUUGAGGGUUGAGGGACGCAGCGCCGGAUGGAAGGACCCAUCUUUGAAUAGUGAAGACUCGCCGUCGAUUCCGAUAGACCCACCAGGGGGUGAUCCCACCGAAGAGCUCCCCGUCGACGCCAAUUUCUACUUUUUCCUCUUCGUCUGUGAGUGCGCCAUCCAUUCCAUCUCAGAUGUAACUUGAUCGCUUAUGCAUAACUUUUGAGACUUGAAGACUAUGGGAUCUAUCUCGCCGUCGCGUUGAUAUUUGUGACCAAACUGUUUGACCUUUGUAGGACGCCUCGCCCCUAUAGCUCCGAACGCCCAUCCGAUCUCUCUAACUUCUCGCGGUCUCACCCUAGAUCGAUUGAAUUGGUGGCCGUCGUCCCUUGGUGGAUCCUUCUCCUACCUCUUCUUUUGGAGCCUGUCGCUCCUCAUUGGCUUUCUCCUCCAUCACUGGAAUCUCGAUGGCCUGGGUCGGCGCUCUCGUCAAGGUUCCGAUCGGCCGCCGUCUGAUCAAGACUCGUGGGACUGGGAGCGCAAGACGACUUGGGUCGCGCUUGCGUUCUUCUGCAUGACUUUGCCGGCACUGGCAUGCUUCAUCAAGCUUCGUGCGGACCGAAGACAGACUUGGCGGAGGAGUCUGACGGUCGCCCAAAAGACAUUCUUGGAACGGCAGCUCAUCCCCAGGAUGCCGAGGUCGUAUAGGCGAUUCCUGUGGUUCCUGACGACGCUGACAAUCUCGCUUUUCGCGCUGAUCAUUGGUCAAGGCUUUGCGACGAUAUACCUCUCGACGCUACCUCAUAGCAACAUCGACGGUCUCGUAUAUGGUGAGCGUGGAUUGAUAGUCAAAACAGGACCGAAACUGACGUUGAAGGAAGAUUGCGCUCGACAGUCUGGACCUGGAUCGUGACCGUGCAGAUCCUCAAUGCAACGAGCAACUUUAUCCUGCAACGCAAAGUGCGAUCUCGCGCCCUCGUCUUCGUCUUCCGUUACUACUACUACCUCGUCUACGGAGUCUUCUAUCGUAGUCUGUUCGCUCGUCUCCGGUCGCCGAACCAAGCCGUCUACAUACAACUUCUCUCGUCCUCCUUCGUCAUCCUGUGGUACCCCCUGUCGAUGUGCCGACCUUUUCACUCGCUGCUCAAACUCGUCACGGGUUUGACGCAAGAAUACGAUGAGUAUGCCGAGGACGUGGGGACGAGUGAGUCGACCAAUUUGAUCCUUAUCCUUGCUGUAGGCAACACUCAUGUUGACAAGUGGUGUCACUGGUCGAGCAGUGCUGUACCUGCGCAAUCUGUCCGAGAACGUCACCAGUAAGCGAACCCUCCUGAUCCUACUUCGCCCUCUUAGCUGACCGAACAACCUUGUUCCGCUCUUAGUGGUAGCUUUCCUUGGUUGGGUAAGUGUUCACCUGCGUCUCAGUCGCAAUUCGUCGAGCCUUGAGCUGAACGUAGCGAAUCCUUGCCAUUCCUUAGCUCACCAUCCUGCACUUCGGCCCGAACAAACAAAUUUACCCCUACUUCUCCUUCGAGUCCACGGACGACUCGUAUACCUAUGAACUCACCGCGACCGCAUCGCUGAUUAUCUGGGCGACCGAACUUGGAUGUACGUGUCUUGCAGUGUCAACUCGGACCACCCCUGGGGAUUAACAGAUCUGCAUGCUUCCUUGUCUGCAGCGAGCUUCGUUGCUCGCCAAGUCAUCUGGAUCAUCUACGGUUUGGAUGUGACGAACGUGAGUAGGAGACGAGCAGGUGUACGCUCUGUUCGCUGGUUGACGUAUCAAUCCUUCGGAUCGGAAAAAGCUUGGAUUGGAUGCUUUUCGAGAGCUGGUCAGUUGGAGCACACAUGCUUGCGAGGAUCCAUGGUCAGACAUUCCGUCGCUCACGCACAUCUGUCUUUCAUUGACAGCCCGAACUGGUCGUUGCGUGCUUUUGGACCAGUAUCCACGUCCUGAUGGAUAUGCUCCUGUAGGUUCUUUCAGCUUGCCAUCCUUUCAAGAAGCAUCCCCUGAUCAUGCUCGAUACCACUUGCAGCUUUUUGGUCAAGCUCAAUUUCCGAUGAGCUGCCUCCGAACCUUUCUCUUGGUUCUUGCGUGCAAAGCACCACGUUGUACCUAUGUCAACCUUAGCUCCAUAUCGCAUCUUGCAACUUUUGUAGAAAAUUGUAUUCAGUUUCCCUUGAGACCUUGGCAAAGGCGAUCUUGACCCGAGCCUUAUCGAGGGCGACGUAGUGAGCCGCGGCCGCGGCGGAACAAUGAUCAAAGCGCCCCCGGGCCGGUCUCCGCAUCUCUCGUGGCGGCCCUGAGCCCCACAUGUUUCUUUCCCCAAUACCUCUCAAGCGGCCAAACCCUAUCAACGAGAUACACCACCUCAAGUGAUACAAAUGGCUACGGAACGAGUCUCAAUUUGCGUCGUCGGAGCCGCGGGCCUGAUCGGGUCGAGGCACACAACACUGGCACGAAGGGCAGUGUCGAGCUACCUCAGUUGAACGUUUGGCAUUACGAGAAGGGGGACGAGGGGUGUUGGACCGACGAGUUGACAAAGGGGGAGAGGGCAUCGGUGGAGGAUGUACCGCCUUUUACGAGCCAGUUGAAGAACUUUGUUGGGGUGUGUAGGGGCCAAGAGGCACCGGGAUGUUCGGCGAGCGAUGCGAUGAGGACCAUGAGAACGAUGGAGGCACUUCUGCAAAGUGCUCAAACUGGCCAGCCGGUAGUACUUGGAGAUGGAACUCAUUAA